Scomber scombrus (Atlantic mackerel) is the source of this 1944-nucleotide messenger RNA. RefSeq names its product regulator of chromosome condensation 1 (gene rcc1). Gene Ontology annotation, molecular function: guanyl-nucleotide exchange factor activity. Gene Ontology annotation, cellular component: cytoplasm. Bases 81 to 1337 code for a protein of 418 amino acids. The record is from RefSeq and is a predicted model, not a curated record. The transcript is spliced from 10 exons. Lineage: Eukaryota; Metazoa; Chordata; Actinopteri; Scombriformes; Scombridae.
CGGGAACAGGCUGUGUGCGCACGUUCACUUUCAGCCCGACUACAAACUUCUACAUAUCACAGUCAUUAAGUGUUGCUGUCAUGCCCACUAAAAAGGCCACCACCAAGAGAAAAUUGGAGGCUACUGUAGAGGAUGAUAAGGACUCCAAGAAAGUGAAAAUUUCCCACCGGAGUCAUGGCAAGGAGGCGGGUCAGGUUCUUGUCUUGGGCCAGGGUGAUGUUGGACAGUUGGGUUUAGGUGAGGACAUCAUUGAGAGGAAGAAGCCUGCGCUUGUGUCCCUGCCAGAGAAAAUUGUGCAAGUGGUAGCAGGUGGCAUGCACACUGUGUGUCUCAGUGACACUGGCCAUGUCUACACAUUUGGCUGUAAUGAUGAGGGGGCUCUUGGUAGGGACACAACAGAGGAAGGGUCGGAGAUGGUUCCAGGGAAGGUGACACUGGAGGAGAAGGUGGUCCAGGUGUCAGGAGGGGACAGCCACACAGCUGCACUCACAGAGGAGGGAGCAGUGUACAUGUGGGGCUCCUUCAGGGACAACAAUGGUGUAAUAGGUCUACUGGAGCCCAUGAAAACAUCCACUGUUCCACUCAAAGUCCCCAUGACGGAGCCUGUUGUGAAAAUUGCAUCAGGUAACGACCACCUCAUACUGGUGACACUGGAGGGAAAUCUUUACUCAUUGGGCUGUGCAGAGCAGGGGCAGCUGGGGAGAGUGCCUGAGCAUUUUUCGAACAGAGGAGGCAGGAAAGGUCUCGGUCGGUUGCUGGUACCUCAGGUGAUAAAAGUCAGAGGGAAGGUUCACUUCUUAGACGCCUUCUGCGGAGCAUACUGCACCUUUGCUUUGUCAAAAGAGGGACAUGUCUAUGGAUUCGGCCUCUCCAACUAUCACCAGCUGGGCACUAAAGGCACCAGUAUGUGUUUUGUCCCAGUAAAACUGACUUGCUUCAAGAACUCCACCACUUCCUGGGUUGACUUCUCUGGAGGACAGCAUCACACUGUGUGCCUUGAUGCUGAAGGACAGGUUUACAGCCUGGGCAGAGCAGAGUACGGUCGUCUUGGUCUGGGUCAAGGUGCUGAAGAGAAGAGUGAUCCCACACCUGUGAUGGGGAUGGAGCCGGCCAGUGGAGUGACAUGCGGGGCGUCUGUCAGCUACGCUGUCACCAGAGAAGGAUCUGUGUAUGCCUGGGGAAUGGGCACCAAUCUGCAGCUUGGCACAGGAGAGGAGGAGGAUGAGUGGAGCCCUGUGAAGAUGACAGGCAAGCAGCUGGAGAACCGUGCAGUACUUAUGGCAUCCAGUGGAGGGCAGCAUACAGCCCUUUUGGUCAAAGACAAACAGGAGAGCUGAUGGCUCUCUCUGGCAGAGAAUGAUGGGGGAUCUUUUGAUCUGUUUCAAGGUGGGGCCUUGUUCACAUUGCCUAAAAAUGGGGAGGGGGUGAAUCUACAUGUGACUUCCUGUGCUGAGCCGAGGGAGUGCAAGAGGUGCGGGGCAGAGGGGAAAAUGAGCUUUUAGCCCCUUUUAUGAGAACUCUACUCUUGCUGAUGUGGGGGAAAGUGUUCACUGAUGUUUUCAGUAGAUCAUGACAAAUGAGAGACUAUUUUUUUAAAUCUAGUUUUUUGAUGUUCCCUUCAAUAAUUGAAUUCUUUUCAAUAAAAGUCAUUAGUAUGACUGUAAGACAGUGUAUGUGAUGUUUGUGAAUGUGACUGUUGGCAUGUAAAGGAAACAAGAGUAAAAGGCCUUUUAAUGAUAUCCCCAAACCAGUUUUUUUUAACUUUUCUUUUUCUUUAAAGCAAUAAUUCCAUCAACCUUGGUUCAGAAAGGACAUUAACACCUGAGGAGUUUAAUAUGUGAGACUACUGUUCAUUUUACCGAGGGCACACAGAACUGUUAACUAUUGGACAUUAGGUAACGUGUCAUACUGUAUCCUGCAUUUUGUUGCUUUUUCUGUCUGAAA